Molecule: messenger RNA, 2944 nt
Organism: Aethina tumida (small hive beetle)
Lineage: Eukaryota; Metazoa; Arthropoda; Insecta; Coleoptera; Nitidulidae
Gene: Caf1-105
Product: chromatin assembly factor 1 subunit B
Exons: 5
Coding region: 121-1995 (624 amino acids)
Biological process (GO): nucleosome assembly; DNA replication-dependent chromatin assembly
Cellular component (GO): CAF-1 complex; nucleus
Molecular function (GO): protein binding
Source: RefSeq, a predicted model, not a curated record
CAAUUAAUCUGGCGCGCUUUUUCUCAUUAAUCUAAUUUUGUGUAUUUGUGAAUUAAAAAUUCUGUGAUAGCCGGCACUUUUGCUUAAGUAGAUUAACCCCUUUCACAAUAUUUGUGUAAUAUGAAGUGUACCAUUCCCGAGAUAUCAUGGCAUAACAGAGAACCGGUGCUCAGUGUGGAUAUAUGUUCCGUUUUUAACGAGUUUUAUAGGUUAGCAACUGGAGGCGGCGACUCUCAUGUUUUGAUCUGGCAAUUGAAUAUAACUCAAGAUGGUGCUGUUAAAGUGGAAGUUAUAUCAGAUUUAACCAGACAUCAAAGGGCUGUUAAUGUUGUUCGAUGGUCACCCUCAGGACAAUAUCUUGUGUCAGCUGAUGAUGAUGCAAAUAUAAUAAUAUGGCAGUUGAAAACAGACAAUAUACCUUUACUAGAAGGAGAGACAAAUGAUAAAGAAACGUGGAUAGUGUACAAGGUUUUGAGGGGACACAAAGAAGAUGUUUAUGACAUUUGCUGGUCAGUAGAUGGAUCAAAAUUACUUUCAGGUUCAGUUGAUAAUACUGCUAUACUAUGGGAUGUAAACAAAGGAAAAAUGGAACAUAUUUUAUCAGACCAUAAAGGUUUUGUCCAGGGUGUGACUUGGGAUCCUAAAGGCCAACUAAUUGCCACAUUAGGAACAGACAGGAUAUGUAGGAUAUUUGAUACAAAAGGCAAACAAGUCAAAGCUAGAAUAUUCAAAGGCAAGCUGCCAGUAACAUCAGACCAUUAUUUAUAUGAUAAGGAGAUCAAAUAUUUUUAUGAUGAUACAUUCAAAUCUUUCUACAGGAGGCUGCAGUUUUCACCAGAUGGUUCUCUUCUGAUUUGUCCAUCAGGACAUAUUGAGUCUGAGGAAAGCAAGAAAAUUUUGAAUGCCACUCUCAUAUUCACCAUGGAUAAUUUAAAUACACCAGCAGCAAUUUUGCCUUCAAAGAAACAGUGCAGCACAGCAGUCAGAUGUUGUCCUAUAUACUUCGAGUUGCGGGAAAGCGGUCCGGAUCCGGUGAUAAAACUGCCAUACAGAAUGAUCAUUGCAAUUGCAACUGAUCACGACGUGAUUUUGUACGACACACAGCAAUUGUCACCGAUAUCAUGGCUUCAGGAGAUCCAUUACACGCGACUAACCGAUUUGACGUGGUCGCCAGACGGUUUAUUGCUGACAGCUUCUUCCACCGACGGUUUUUGCGCGUUGAUUACCUUUGAAGAAGGUGAAUUGGGAGUGCCAUAUGUUAAAGAAGAGAGCGAUGUCGAGGAGUCCAUUCUUAAUAUCAGUGGAAUUGAAGAACUUGAGGAGGAUGAAAAUGUUGAUUUGAGUAAUAAAAUGGUUGUUAAAGAUAAGGAUAAGACUGAAAAAGAAGAGCAGAAGCAGAAAAAAAGUAAUUUUCUGCUAAAAUGGGCGAAUUCCCCAACGAAUGUUAAAAAGGUUACGCCGUUGAAUGGGAAUUCGCCAUCCACACAUAAUAAAAGCACUGGGGUCAGUGAGGCCUCUCCCAAAUUACACACAGACUUAAACUCAAAACCAGCAACCAUUAAUAAAUUAACUCCUAAACGAAUAACUCCUAUUACAAUUAAAGAUUCGGAGUGCUCUAAAGAAUUGAAGGUGAAAAUAACUCCUUUAAAAGCAGACAGUUCAACAAAUAACACAUCUCCAGUGAAUAAAUUAGUUCCCAGGAGAAUCGUCCCUACAAAGGUAGAGAGUCCCAUAAAUGUACAAGAGAAGAACGAUAAAGUUAAAAAAAUAGCGCCUAAAAGGAUCAACCCUAUAAAAGUGGCAGAUGUACAAAGUGGGAGCAGUAAAAUUUCAAAAGUUCAAUCUAAAAGUAGUAGCUCUCCAAAAGUUUCUAAUCAAUUAAAGAUCAAUCAGUUGAUUCCCAAGCGGAUAACGCCGUUAAAGGUUCAAGAAGAAAAUGGCAGUGAUAAACAAGAUUUAAAGAUUAGUAAUGAAGUUAUAGAAAUUGAUGAUUAAAAAAAAUGGACACAAGACACAAAUUUAACAAGUAUUAUGUUUAAAUAAGUAACGGAACUAGUAAAUAAAACUUACCGUUUUGGUGUAUUUGGUAAUUACCGUUAAAAUCGAAGACUGUAAAUGUUUAAAUAAAGGUUAAAAGUUGUAUUUUAAUUAUGUUUAUUUGAUAAUGAAUCAUAAUUGAAUUUUCAGUACUAAGACCAAACCAUUGUUUAAACAUAAGUUUUAUUGUUAUCAGAUUGAUACAAUUCUGAAGAUAAAAUGUUAAAUUCUCACUUUGUAGUUGAAUUUGAUCCAUAAUUUUUGUAAUGGCCUUUAAACUGAUUGAAUUUUUAUUUUACAGUUAUAUACUUAGUUUAUAAAUACAAUAGUCAUAAUAUCAUUUACUCGCUUCACUUUUUAUUUAUAUUUUAAUUUUAUUGUUGGUUUUAAAUAUUUUCUUUUUUGCAAUAUUUGUUUUUACUGUUGGUCAAGCAUUUAUAAUCACAAUGAAACUUUAGUUGUAUUUGUUAACAUUACUGUUUUAUCAAUAGAAUGUGGCUUGAAAUAUUUUCUUAAUUAAACGGCACGCGAUUUCAUCUUGGAACUUGCGUACCACUUUUUUAAAAUAGCUUUCAUUUAAAUAGUUGAAUCCAUAUUUGGUCAGUUUGAGUCAUAUACUAAAAAUCAUAUUUCUGAAAAAUUUGAAAUUUUAUAAUAUUCGAAUGUUAAAUUGGAAUUAAAUAUUUCGAUUCCACUACUAUUUAUGCUUUAAUUCUGGGUAACCUAUUAUGUAAUUAUCAGGUCCAAUAAAAUUUGUUUCUUUUUUAAAAUCAGGAGUGCCUUUUAUAAAAAUGUAGUUGAAAUAUGAUGUCUAUGUAUUAUGCAAUGAUUACACAGUUUUUACUGUGGUGUAAAUAAAUGUAUUUAUGAUAAACUUUUCAAUAAAAUAUAAAAGUAAUUUUUAUUA